This is a messenger RNA of Purpureocillium takamizusanense, 201 nucleotides long. RefSeq lists its product as uncharacterized. NCBI's taxonomy places the organism in Eukaryota, Fungi, Ascomycota, Sordariomycetes, Hypocreales, Ophiocordycipitaceae. The transcript has a single exon. The coding region runs from base 1 to 201 and encodes 66 amino acids. The record is from RefSeq and is a predicted model, not a curated record.
AUGAGCCACAGCUUUGGCCAGCAUCUCAUGAUCGUGUGGUGUGAGCUCGGCGAGGAUGUCGGCUUCCGCCGCGCCGAUAGGAACCUGCGUGCCAUUGGAACAGAAGAAGGCGGCAAGCAUGUCGUUGCCUCCUUCUGGCUCUCUCGCGCCCCCAAUAAUUUCCACGACAAUCUGCGACACAUCAGGAAGGCAGGCUCGUAA